This is a messenger RNA of Adineta steineri, 522 nucleotides long. The record is from the annotation of a GenBank genome assembly. Lineage: Eukaryota; Metazoa; Rotifera; Eurotatoria; Adinetida; Adinetidae.
AUGGAACAUUAUACAUCAGAUUCAUGGAUUGAUAUUCAAUCAGAAGAAAAACAAACUAUAACACCACCAACAAUGAUAAGUUCAUUUGCUGACAGAGAUCUUUUAUCAAGUAUGCAUAUUAAUGAAAGAUUAUUAUUAGAAGCACAAAAAGAAUCAUCACGUGUUAGCUCAAAAAGUUCACAUAGUGAUAGUUCAUCACCAAAAAGUCCAAAGAGUCCUUUACAAACAGAUCAAAGUGUUGCAGAUUGGAUGUCACAUUGGUCAUCACGUAUUGAAUCGGAACCACCAAAAGAAUGGAAAUUUGUUCAUCCAAUAAAUCGUAGUGUACGUGAUCAAUUACUUUAUGAAGAUGAAGAAGAAAAAGCAGCUCAAGAAGCUGAAAAAGCAUUAAUUGAAAAAAAACAUAUGCGUUUUGUUCUUUUAAGUAAUUGUGCCAGUUUUAUUCUUGGCAUGGGAAUAAUGUACUUAUGUUUACGUCGUUAUCUUCGUAUGAAAACACCAUACUUUUAUACAUUAGAUUAA